AUGAACGAUCGUUUCGUCUGCUGUGUGCAGACUUCUAACACUGUUCUUCGGUUAGCUGCUGUCGUAGCACUCGUAUGUCUGAUAGCUAUUGGUAGCUUCUCUACUGCCUUCGCCGACAGUCAUGAAAUGGAAGAUGAAAAGGCAGAAGAAAAACCGAUGGAAGAAAAGCCGAAUAUUACAGGCUGGUUCCAGGUUGAUGUUGAUAGUUUAGGCACCUAUUUUUUGAUUGGUGCCACCCAUCCGAUCGGCGGCGUUUCGUUUGAUUCCAACAUCUAUGUUAACGAUCAUUUCGGUGAGUUUGACGUGGGCGUUUCAUUCCCUGUCGUGAAAGGGGACAACUUGACGCUUAUUCUGCUUCCGAUGCUCGGUGUUGGGUUUGAUUAUACCACGGCAAACGGUCCAGAUUCUCUAUUUCCGCAAAUAUUUGCUUUUUUACCCGCCGGUAAAAUCUAUGGUUUCCAUUGGACAAUCGGUACGGUCAGGUCCAUAUUUGAUAGCGAAAGCUUAAACGAACUCUACACCCGUAAUUACCUUACCUAUGCCCUUAACGAAACUGUCGCCGUUGGCCCGCAGGCUGAAGCUGUGCUGGGUCUCGGCGACGGUGGCGGACUGUGGGCUCUCAAUUUCGGUGGACGUUUGAACAUCGGUUAUGGUGAGAAUAACACCCUCGGUUUGUAUGUCGGAUAUGAAACCAAAAAAGAGGAAGAUUCGCAUGAAAUGGGUGAAGAGAUGGAGAUGGCUGAAGAAGAGUCAUCAGGUGCUUCUGGGUGGUUCCGUACCGAUACAGAUAGCUUAGGAACGCAGAUCUGGGUUGGCGCCAGCCAUUCCCCAAGUUUUCUCGGUGGUCUUUCUUUGGAUACCGAUAUUUACGUCGUUGGGACAUUCGGUGAGUUCGACAUCGGACUCGGUAUUCCAGUUGUUGAUAGUGAUUCAAUGUCUCUGAGUUUCCUUCCCAUGGUCGGUAUUGGUUUUGACUACGCCGCCGCUAAUGGUCCCUCUUCCCUGAUUGCCCCGCAGUUGUUUACAUAUCUCACUGCUGGUUCCAUCUAUUUUGAAUCCUGGAUACAAGGUUUCUUCAAUUCGCCGUUUGAUUACGGAGACGAUGCGAUCUACACUCGUAAUUUUGUGCUACUGUCACUCAAUGACACGCUCUCUGUUGGUCCGCAGGUCGAAGUAACCUUAGGUUUAGGCGAUGACGGUGGUCUCAGUAGUCUAAUCCCAGGCCUCCGUGUCAAUGCCGGCUAUGGUGAAAACAAUACGAUCGGUGUCUUUGUUGGAUUUGAAACCAAAAAAGGGGACGAUGAAACAGGGAUCACCGGCAGAAUGACUUUCGUUCGUACCUGGUAA
Messenger RNA from Geodia barretti, 1347 nucleotides. Lineage: Eukaryota; Metazoa; Porifera; Demospongiae; Tetractinellida; Geodiidae. The record is from the annotation of a GenBank genome assembly.